Molecule: messenger RNA, 760 nt
Organism: Silurus meridionalis
Lineage: Eukaryota; Metazoa; Chordata; Actinopteri; Siluriformes; Siluridae
Gene: sod1
Product: superoxide dismutase 1, soluble
Exons: 5
Coding region: 89-550 (153 amino acids)
Biological process (GO): removal of superoxide radicals
Cellular component (GO): mitochondrion; peroxisome; nucleus
Molecular function (GO): copper ion binding; superoxide dismutase activity
Source: RefSeq, a predicted model, not a curated record
CGGAAGGGGCCUGUAGAGUUCAGUGUUAUUAAAUGUGGUUGUAAGAUCAAGUUCUAUAACACAGUCAAUCAGCACAGUCCUGACCAACAUGGCUAACAAAGCAGUUUGCGUCCUCAAAGGCACAGGAGAAGUAACUGGCACAGUUUACUUUGAGCAGCAGGGUGAAGGUGCAGUGACAGUAACCGGAGAGAUCAACGGCCUGACCCCUGGCCUGCAUGGCUUUCACGUCCAUGCCUUUGGAGACAACACAAAUGGGUGCAUCAGUGCCGGACCCCACUACAACCCCUUCAAUAAGACCCAUGGAGGCCCAGAUGAUGAGAACAGGCAUGUUGGAGAUCUGGGUAAUGUGACUGCUGGGUCUGAUGGAGUUGCUCAUAUCAGCAUUGUGGACAAACAUUUGUCACUGACAGGGGCUUACUCUAUCAUCGGGAGGACCAUGGUGAUUCAUGAGAAGGAGGAUGACUUGGGCAAAGGCAAGAAUGAAGAAAGUCUCAAAACGGGCAAUGCAGGAGCACGUCUUGCUUGUGGCGUGAUUGGCAUCGCUGAGUGAAGCAAGUUUUAACACUGGAACCACUCAGCUUUUUGUGACCAACGUUGAUGCCCCAACUAAGCAACUAAGCCUGUCAAGAUAAACUUUAUUUUUGCAGAAAUUCAUAGAAAAGUGUAGAAAGGUCAUACAGUUUCUGUUGAAGUGGUGUUUCAUUCCAUUGUUUUCAUUGAAUUUGCAUUAUCUAAUUAAAGUUUGUUCUGUACUACUAGA